Molecule: messenger RNA, 1967 nt
Organism: Leptomonas pyrrhocoris
Lineage: Eukaryota; Euglenozoa; Kinetoplastea; Trypanosomatida; Trypanosomatidae
Product: putative aspartate aminotransferase
Exons: 1
Coding region: 134-1351 (405 amino acids)
Biological process (GO): biosynthetic process; amino acid metabolic process
Molecular function (GO): pyridoxal phosphate binding; L-aspartate:2-oxoglutarate transaminase activity
Source: RefSeq, a predicted model, not a curated record
AGAAAGGACUGCCUCUAUUUUCACGUCUUCAAAAAAUAUAUCCUACCAACACCGCCACAGGAGGUAAACAAUUGUUUUCUUUAUCCCUUAAAACGAUAAUACACGCCACCACCACAAAAAAAGAAUUUAAAAAAUGUCCACCUCUUCCGCCGACAAGUUCGAUAAACUCUCCACGCUGCCCCCGGAUUCCAUCUUCCACCUGGCGCAGAAGGCGAAGGCCGCCACCGGCCCGAAGGCAGAUCUGAUUAUCGGCGCCUACCGCGAUGAGCACGGUCGUCCGUACCCGCUGAAGACGGUGCGUAAGGCGGAGCAGCGUCUGUUGGAUAUGAACCUCGACUACGAGUACUUGCCCAUCGCGGGCUACAAACCCUUUAUUGAUGAGGCGACGAAGAUCAUCUACGCCGACACGGUGGCGCCGGACCACCUCGUGGCGGUGCAGACGCUCAGCGGCACCGGUGCGGUCGCCCUCGGCGCCAAGCUGCUGACACACGUCUACGACCCAGUGACCACCCCCAUCUACCUGUCGAACCCGACCUGGCCGAAUCACCACGCCAUCCUCCCGGCGGCGGGCUGGAAGGACAUCCGCAGCUACAGCUACUACGACCCCGAGACGAUGAGUCUCGAUUUCGAGGGCAUGAAGAAGGACAUCCACACUGCGCCGAAUGGCUCCAUCUUCGUGCUGCACCAGUGCGCGCACAACCCCACCGGUGUGGACCCGACCCACGCGCAGUGGGAGGAGAUUGCGGACUUGAUGCUGGCUAAAAAGCACCAGGUGUUCUUUGAUUCCGCCUACCAGGGCUACGCAAGUGGCAGUCUCGACGAAGACGCCUUCGCGGCUCGGCUCUUUGUGAAAAAGGGCAUUCAGUUUCUCCUUGCGCAGUCCUUCUCCAAGAACAUGGGUCUCUACAACGAGCGCAUUGGCACGCUCUCCGUGGUGCUACACAACCCGGAGAAGGCGGCGGCGGUCAAGACCCACCUCGAGUUACUGAUCCGCGCCAACUACUCCAACCCGCCGGCGCACGGCGCUCGUCUGGUGCACCUCGUGUUGAGCGACAAGGAACUGCGCAAGGAGUGGGAAGCGGAGCUGGCGGACAUGGCCGGUCGUAUUCGCACGAUGCGCCGCACUGUCUACAACGAGCUGAAGCGACUGGAGACGCCCGGCAGCUGGGAGCACGUGAUCAACCAGAUCGGCAUGUUCUCCUUCCUCGGCCUGACCAAGGAGCAAUGCCAGUACUGCCAGGACCACAACGUCUUCAUCACGCUGACGGGGCGCGCGAACAUGGCGGGUCUGACGCACGACACUGCCCUGAUGCUCGUCAAGACGGUCGACGAGGCAGUUCGCACCGUUUAACACUGAAGGCAACUAUCGUGGAAGCGAAUGCAUAUCGAUUUCUUUGCCGCAUUUUUUCUUUUUUAUCUAGCUACCUGUGCGCAUUCUUCACAUGCCGUCCUUGUUCUGUUUUGUUUACCAGGUGCUAAGUCACUGCACUGCUGGUCGCAAUAGCAGUAGCCGCAAAACCUGUUUUUACCCCCUUAUAAUUUUUACUUCAUUUUAUUUUCUUUUCGAAACAAACGCAAUCGUUCCCUUCAACGCACUGGCAUCGGCAAAGGCGUCUGGGUGAAUAACCACGACGUACAUCGUGUACUAGUUGAUUCAGAGCAAAGCCCAGUCGUUCGGAUCCCACAACAUGAACCGGCACCUCGUAGUGAUUGAUUGUUUCUUCCGAGAUCGCUUGCUUUAUUGUUUCUUUCUUGGUUUUGAGAUGUAGUCGAGUGGUGUCCUUUCAGCACCGUUGCGAUCCAAUGGACGCAAAAUGAGCAGGAAGCACACGCAACACCCUAUUCCGGGGGAAAUAAUCCUUCCCUAGGAGUAUUCAAUGGAUCGAUUUGUCAUUCGCUUUUUGUUUUUAAGCAUUUACGCCUACCCUUGUUUUACGUUUGUCGUUUCGUUUACAUGUCUCACGAAA